CCUCCCUCCCUCCCUCCCUCCCUCUCUGUAUCAGCUGGGAGGUGAAGCAGUGUGGGCUGUCCCUCUGGCUGCUGUGCUGCUGUCUGCGUUUAUGGUGUUUGGGUUGGAUUAGCCUCGACCUGGCACACACUCCAAAGGUCACCCACAGAUUCCAGAGAGCAGCGGGAGAGGAGAGGAACAGAGAGGAACAGAGAGGAACCGAGAGGAACGAAGAAGAAAGGAAAGGAGAAGAAAAGUAAGGAGGACUGUGACAGAGGAGAGACCCGGAAAGAAAUCAGGAAACAGAGGAGAGGCAGCGCUGGACACAGAGAGAGAGAGAGAGAGAGAGAGAGAGAGAGAGAGAGAGAGAGAGAGAGAGAGAGAGAGAGAGAAGAAGCGGACGAGAGAGAGGUCUGAAACUUCUCUGCUGUGUUCUCCAGGCACCGGGUCAGUGGCCACAGCCUCCACAGGAACUCUCUCUCUCCACUGCUCCCACCUCCUCCUCACCCUCCCUCCUCCCGCCCUCAGCAAACAUGGCUCCUUCUGUGUGGAACCCAAGUGAUCGCGUCUGUUAAAGCCCCCGGAGUCCCGGCGCCGAACCCAGGGGAGCCGAGCAGUGGGAGGCAGUCCAUGGGGAGGUGAGUGCCGGACGGGCACAGCCAUGGGGAACGUGUGUGGCUGCGUGCGCGGGCCCAAGGAGGAAUGCUACGUUGAUCCCAGCAAAGCCCCCCUGAGCCCGGAGCGCAGGGAGCUGCGAGGACGACGCUACUUCCAGAGGAAGAAGAAGAGGAAGUCCGGAGACUUCCAGCCCACGGAGUCUCUGCGGAGCCGUGGAGGAGAGAGUCUCCAGGACGGGGAUGUCUCCGGGGGCAUGGAGCCCCGGUGCCGCCCAGACCAGGGCCCCGAGAGCGGGGCAGAGGACAGACCUGACGGGGAGAGUCCCCCAGAGGUGGAGGAGACCCCCAGCGCCAGGCUAGGCAGCAUCAGCCGCGGCGUCUACGUGGGUGAAGUGCAGGUGAACUGCAGAGCUCCACUUGGACAGAGGUUGGCUCUUCGCUCGGGGCGGCUGUCCCAGCAGCAGGGGGCUGGCGUGGGGAGCAGGCCCGCCGGCCAGGCCCCGCUCCGGGGCAUCACCCGGACCUCCAGGGACGUGGCUCCCAAGGACGGGCUCCUGGGCCGGAGGCUGCUCCAGAAGCAGCUGAGGAGGGUGGUGAGCUUCGGGGCGGUGGAGCACACCCUGCGCACCCUGAGGGGGGACGACCGCCUGGCCGUCAGCCUCCCCAGGAUCAUCUGGAGCUCCCAGGUCCACCGGAGGACGAGACGCACCCACACGCACACCUGCUCCGGGGCGUCAGGACCCUCUCUGGGUCACGCGGAAGGUUCCGGGGCUUCUGUCAUGUGUGCUUCCGCCAGACCUGAGAUCUCUGAGAUCCACGUGUGUGGGGAGUCGGAGGAUAUGACGGCCAAGGAGCGCCUGCUGCUCUGGUCCCGGCAGAUGAGCGAGGGCUACGUCGGCGUCCGCUGUGACAACUUCACCUCCUCCUGGAGGGACGGGCGUCUCUUCAACGCCAUCAUACACAAAUACAGACCGGACCUCGUGGACAUGGGUCGUGUCUCGGCCCAGAGCAGCAGGUCUAACCUGGAGCAGGCCUUCACUGUGGCUGAGCAGCUGGGCGUGGCCAGGCUGCUGGACCCUGAGGACGUGGACGUGCAGUCCCCAGAUGAGAAGUCGGUCAUCACGUACGUGUCCACUCUGUUCGACGUGUUCCCCAAGGUGCCUGAGGGCGGCGACGGCAUCAACGCUAACGACGUCGAUAUCAAGUGGGUGGAGUACCAGAACACGCUCAAGUACCUGAGCCAAUGGAUCAAACACAACAUCACAGUGAUGGCAGACAGGGCCUUCCCCAAUAACCCUGUGGAACUCAAGGCACUUUAUACCCAGUAUCAGCAGUUCAAAGAGAAUGAAAUUCCGCUGAAAGAGAACGAGAAGUCUCGGAUCAAACAUCUUUACAAAAUGCUCGAGGUGUGGAUAGAGUUUGGUCGUAUCCAGCUGCCCCAGGGGUCCCACCCUAAUGAUGUGGAGAAGGACUGGGGGAAGCUAAUCGUGGCCAUGUUGGAGAGAGAGAAGAGCCUGAGGCCUGAGGUGGACAGACUGGAGAGACUGCAGCAGGUAGCCAACAGAGUCCAGAGAGACUGUGUGUCUGGCGAGGACAAGCUAGCGCUGGCCAGGACCGCCCUGCAGUCUGACGCCAAGCGCCUGGAGUCGGGGAUCCAGUUCCAGAACGAGGCGGAGGUCGCGGGCCACCUGCUGGAGUGUGAGACGCUGCUCAGGCAGCAGGUGGUGGACAUCCAGAUCCUUCUGGACGGGAAGUUCUACUUCGCUGACCAGCUUGUCCAAAGGGUCUCCAGCCUUCGUGACGACCUCCUAUCCCUCAGGAGUGAGUGUUCCUCCGUCUACAGCCAAUGCCACACCCUGACCACAGAGCAGACCAAGAUGAUGAUCUCAGGCAUCACCCAGAGCCUCAACUCGGGCUUCUCCUCCAGCCUCACCCCGGCCCUCACCCCCGGAGGCCUGGGCACCCCGGGGUCCACCUUCACCUCCAGCCUUAACCCCGGCCUCAUCCCCAGCCUCACCCCUGGCCUCACCCCUGGCCUGCAACCUGGCUCGGGGCAGGCCUACGUGGGGGGAGGAGGAGGGGGAAUGGACCCGGGAGCCCUCCAGCACCUCAAGCACAUGCAGAUACGAAAACCCCUGGGGAAGUUGCUGGGAGACCCCAACAUGACCGAAGAGGAGGUCAACAUGAACUUUGUUCAGGACCUCCUGAGCUGGGUGGAUGAGAUGCAGGUCCAGCUGGACCGUGCAGAGUGGGGCUCUGACCUCCCCAGUGUGGAGGUGCACAUGGAGAGCCACAAAACCGUUCAGAAAGCCAUCGACGAAUUCCAAAUGAGCCUUAAAGAAGCUAAACUUAACGAGAUUCAGAUGAACCAGCCUCUAAAACUAGCAUAUUCUGAAAAACUGGGCAAACUAGAAUCUCAGUACAGCAAAUUACUGAGUUGUUCAAGGGACAGGCAGAGGCACCUGGAGAGCCUGCAGGACUUUGUGUGCCGGGCCACCCAGGAGCUCAUCUGGCUGAACGAGAAGGAGGAGGAGGAAGUGGCCUUCGACUGGAGCGACCGAAACAGCAACAUCUCCAAGAAGAAGGACUACCAUGCUGACCUGAUGAGAGAGCUGGAUGACAAGGAGGAGGUGAUCAAGUCUGUGCAGGACAAGGCAGAGACCCUGCUGCUGGAAAACCACCCUGCCAGGCUCACUAUUGAAGCGUACCGGGCUGCCAUGCAGACUCAGUGGAGCUGGGUGCUGCAGCUCUGCUGCUGUGUGGAGCAGCACCUGAAAGACAACUCUGUCUACUUUGAGUUUUUCAAGGAUGCCAAAGAGUCUAUGGACUACCUGAAGAACUUGCAGGACACGGUGCAGAGGAAGUACAGCUGUGACCGAAGCAGCAGCCUUCACAAGCUGGAGGAUCUCAUCCAGGAGUCCAUGGAUGAGAAGGAACAGCUUCUCCAGUACCGGAGCAGCGUGGCGGGGCUUGUGGGCCGGGCCAAGGCUGUCAUCCAGCUCAAGCCCAGGAACCCAGAAAGCCUGGUCAGAACCUCCAUCCCGGUGAAAGCCAUCUGUGACUACCGACAGAUAGAGAUAACCAUCUACAAGGACGAUGAGUGUGUCCUGGCCAGCAACUCCCACAGGGCCAAGUGGAAGGUGAUCAGCCCGUCAGGGAACGAGGCCAUGGUUCCCUCAGUCUGUUUCACCGUGCCUCCGCCCGACAAGGAAGCUGUGGAGCAGGCUAGCAGGAUCGAGCAGCUGUACCAGAACGUCCUGUCGUUGUGGCAUCACUCCCACGUCAACAUGAAGAGCGUGGCAUCCUGGAACCUCCUCAUGGCCGACAUCCACGCCAUCCGCAAGUGGAACGUGUCUUCGAUCAAGACCAUGUUGCCGGGCGAGCACCAGCAGGUCAUUAGCAACCUGCAGUCCCACUUUGAAGACUUCCUGGAGGACAGCGAGGAGUCGGAGGUCUUCACCGUGGCAGACCGCUCCCAGCUGGAGAGGGAGGUCCAGGCCUGCAAGGAGUACUACGAGGAGCUGCUGACGUCUGCGGAGAGAGAGGAGCAUGAAGAGUCUGUGUACAACCAGUACAUCUCGGAGCUGCGGAACUUCCGCAUGCGCCUGGAGUCGCAGGAGGAGCACCUAAUCAGGCAGAUCCGCACGCCUCUGGACCGCGACGACCUGGAGCAGAGCGUCCAGCGGAUCGCAGAGCAGGAGAAGAAGAGGAGUGAGCUGGACCAGCUGAGGGGGGACCUGGAGGCCAUGAGGGAGAAGUGUGAGGCGUUCCUCCGGCAGGCCACCGCCUCUCCGUCUGUCCCGACUCUCUCCUCCGAGCUGGACGUCAUCCUCCACAGCAUGAGCCAGGUCUACUCCAUGUCCUCCAUCUACCUGGAGAAGCUGAAGACUGUGAGCUUGGUAGUGAAGCACAGCCAGAGUGCAGAGGCCUUGGUCAAGACAUUCGAAGCCAAACUCUGUGAGGAGGACACCAUGAACUCUGACCUGAAGUCCAUAGAGACGGUCAUCAGCAGACUGAAGCAAUGGCGGACAGAGAUUGACGACCAGCGGGAGGUUUUCCAUGACCUGGAGGACGAGCUCCAGAAGGCCCGGGCUGUCAGCGACCGCAUGUUCAAAACGCACAACGAGCGCGACUUUGACCUGGACUGGCACAAGGAGAAGGUGGACCAGCUGAGUGAGAGGUGGAACAGUGUCCACUCGCAGAUUGAGAGCAGGCUUCGGGACCUGGAGGGCAUCGGUAAAUCUCUGAAAUACUACAAGGACUCGUACACCAGUCUGGACGAAUGGGCCCGAGAGGUGGAGACCAUGCAGAGGAAGACCCAGGAGAAGCACCCUGAGGACAGCAAGGCCCUUGCUGAGCUGCUCAACCAACAGAAGGUCCUUGUCGCUGAGAUGGAACUGAAACAGACCAGGAUGGAUGAGUGCCAGAAGUACUCUGAGCAAUACUGUGGUGCUGUCAAAGAUUACGAGCUGCAGAUGAUGACCUACCGAGCGAUGGUGGACUCCCAACACAAAUCUCCCCUGAAGAGACGCAGAAUGCAGGGAUCAUCUGACGCCAUCCAGCAGGAGUUUAUGGACCUCAGAACCCGUUACACCGCUUUGGUCACCCUCAUGACGCAGUACGUGAAGUUUGCCAGCGAGACGUUGAAGAGAACGGAAGAUGAAGAGAGCAGAAAGGCUUCAGAGAAGGCAGAAUACCUCACAUGGACAGAGACCAUGGAACUCCAAAAGGCCGCAGGGGAGCAGGAGAUUGGUCAUCUUCAACAGCAGCGAUCUGUCGAUGAGGAGAAGAAAGAGAAUGGUGAUAAAGUUAGCAAGCUAUUGCACUGGAUGUCCAGUGUAAAACCUGGCCUGGGCAAAGAUGCUAAAGCUAGCACAACGACUGCUAGUAAGCCCCAGACAUCAAUGGAGGAGAUUGUGACCAAGAAGGAGCAGAUUGCAGAGGUCCUGAGGACCACACAGAUGCUGAUUACCAAACACAGUGACAAGAUGACUGAGGAGGAGAAGCAGGAGGCCAAGGAACAGCUGAAACUGCUGCAUCAGGCCUACAGUGAUCUCAGCCAGCAGUGUGCAGACCAGACGCCCCCUGUUGACCAGGAUUCCCAGACCAUUGAGGGGGUCCUGGAGACUGGGAGUGGAUCAUUCUACUCCGUGUUUGCUUCUGUCCAGAGAGGCUUGCUGGACCAGAGGACGGGGGUCUGCCUCCUCGAGGCCCAGCUGGUCGUUCACGGCCUCACUCUGCCACAGAGCAGGGGGUCUGUCGACCUGGACGAGGCUCUCACAAAGAACCUGCUCGAUGAGCCCACAUGGAGGCAACUCCAGGAUCUGAACGAGGCCAACAACAUCCUCCAGAGCCCCCAGUUUUCCUCGGAGCCUCUGCCCGCGAUAGCAGCCUUCUGUGAGGGGGUCAUCUCGGAAAAGUUGGCUAUCAAAGUCAUGGAGAUCCAGCUGGCUACUGGAGGUCUCAAGAUAUUUAACACCAGGGAAUUACUCACCCUCGAUGAUGCCUUACAGUUUGGACUCAUCCCUGCCCCUUUUUACGUCCAGAUCCUGGAAAGACAGAACAGCGCGAAGGGUCUGAUCUGCCCUAGCACGGCUGAGAAUGUGUCCCUGGCCCAGCUCAUCCAGAUGAGUGUCUUUCAUAAGGAGACAGGUCUACGACUGCUGCCUGUGAAGGGAAACCAUCAAGGAACCAUAGUGUUGCCAUCAGGAAAGGAAACCAGUGUGCUGACGGCGGCCCAUGAGGGCUGUAUCGAUCGUGAGACCAUGUUAAGAUUACUAGGGUCUCAACUGUUUGCUGGUGGGAUCGUCGACCCAAACACCGGACGUAAACUGACAGUUGAGGAAGCCCUGUCAGAGGGCCUCAUUGACCCAGAUAUUGCCUCUCUGAUACUGAGUCACCAGACACAAAAUGGCGGCAUUGUCAAUCCCAAAAAUGGAGAGAGGCUUACGGUGGAUGAAGCUGUCCAGUGUGACUUGAUGAGCUCCACCAGUGCUCUGCUGGUGCUGGAGAAACAGAGGGGCUUCACGGGGCUGUUGUGGCCUCACUCAGGGGAGAUAGUCACUUUCUCCACCUUUCUGCAGCACAACAUUAUCACCAACCAGCUUGCCUGCAAACUGAUCAGCAACAGACAGAAGAUAGCGGCCUUUUACAUCCCGGACAACUCAGAGGUUGUCGAUAUCAACUCUGCAGUCAGAAGCGGUCUGAUAGACAGACAUACAGUGGAGAUACUGAAAACGAUCGAAAUACCAGAUGUGUUUUCAGAUAUCGAUGAACUUAAUGCGAGGUUCUCCUCUUGGUUGAUGUUCAAGGAGCUGCAGAUUGAAGGAUGUCACAGUCCCAGAGAUGCCGCAGACGUGGGUGAACAGAGCCUUGCUGCUCCCUCUCCCUCUGAGGCAGAGCAGCUCUUUAUCUCCUACCUCAUGCUGAACAGCUACAUGGAUCCAACAUCUGGGAAAAGACUUCUGAUAUUUGAUGGACAGCUGUCGAACAUGUCCAAACUCUUAAUGGAAGACUUAGCAGACGCUGCUGAACGUGAGAGACAGAACUCGGUAUCGUCUGAGGAUGAUACAAGGAUGGAUGACAAUUCUGAGAAAUUGACAAAUUCAGAAGCAUCAUCUCGAAGCAGUAAGGAGGAUCUGAUUCUGUUGCAAAUCGAUGAAGAAAUAGAUCAAACGAUAGAAGACCAGGAAGUGCUUAGUUUUCCGGGUGUGGUUGACAAGAGAAAUGAGGUUUCUCUAGAUGUUAAAACCUAUCUUGGGACUAGUGUUUCAGGACAUGAUGCCCUUGAGGAACCCUUUGGACCAACUGACACGAUAAGAAACAUGACGCAGCUCAUUUCUGGUUUGUCUGAGGACACGUCUCAAAAGUACUCGAAAUGCAUAGGUCCUGUUCAUGGCAACAACUUGGAGGAAGAUUCAGUUGAUCAAGUAAAUAGGUCCGCCAAUGGAGGUUUAGCAAAUAAAGGAAGCCAAACAUUUCCAACAUCCUGUGUCGUGAAUGGAUCCGAUACGUUUUUAACUUCAGGAACACAUGAGCUCGCACUGUCAAGCCCCCCAACUGCAUUUUUGCCCCCUUGGCAGCAGAUGCAAACAGAGGCUGAGCCUGGCUCAUCACCAUGCAGGAUGGUUCCUGAGGCUGAGCCUGGAUCAUCACCAUGCAGGAUGGUACCUGAGACUGAGCCUGGAUCAUCACCAUGCAGAAUGGUAUCUGAGACCGAGCCUGGAUCAUCACCAUGCAGGAUGUUGCCUGAGGCUGAGCCUGGAUUGUCACCAUGCAGGAUGGUACCUGAGACUGAGCCUGGAUCAUCACCAUGCAGGAUGAUACCUGAGACUGAGCCUGGAUCAUCACCAUGCAGGAUGGUACCUGAGACUGAACCUGGAUCAUCACCAUGCAGGAUGGUACCUGAGACUGAGCCUGGAUCAUCACCAUGCAGAAUGGUAUCUGAGGCUGAGCCUGGAUCAUCACCAUGCAGAAUGGUUCCUGAGACUGAGCCUGGAUCAUCACCAUGCAGGAUGGUACCUGAGACUGGACCUGGAUCAUCACCAUGCAGGAUGGUACCUGAGACUGAGCCUGGAUCAUCACCAUGCAGGAUGGUUCCUGAGACUGAGCCUGGAUCAUCACCAUGCAGGAUGGUACCUGAGACUGAGCCUGGAUCAUCACCAUGCAGGAUGGUACCUGAGACUGAGCCUGGAUCAUCACCAUGCAGGAUGGUACCUGAGACUGAGCCUGGAUCAUCACCAUGCAGGAUGGUACCUGAGACUGAACCUGGAUCAUCACCAUGCAGGAUGUUGCCUGACACCGUUGACAGGCUCACAGACUCUCAGUGCUCUAAGGAAGGCCUGGAGGACGAGGAUGAGAGAAGAUACGCCCUCCACCUGCUCAAGGCCCAGGUGGAGGAGGGCGGCAUCCUGGAUGUGACCUCAGGCAAACGCUACGAUCUGGAGGGAGCCCUGGAUAAAGGGCUGGUGGAUGAGGAGACUGUACUGGAGGUUCUGGCUCUCCAGCUGCACAGGAGCGGGGUGGUGGGGGAUCAGAGGGACACUAUGUCCACCCUCCAGGCUGCAGUGUCGGCUGGAUCCAUCUCUUCCCAGGUGGCCGUGCAGAUCAUGGAGCAGCAGAACCUGCUAGCCGGUGUGUACGACUCCAAGGCUGGCAACACCAUCUCUGUUAGUGAAGCUCUGGAGUCGGGGCUGGUCAGCGAAGAUCUGGCCGUGAGCCUCCUUCACUCGGAGCCCAAGCACAAAGCGAUCGUCGACCCUGAGGGGAAAUGCUCCCGCUCCGUCUCUGAAGCCAGACGACUGGGAUUCAUAGAUGACAUGGAGGCUGAGGAUCUGCUGACACGGCACACUGAAACCAAAGUGGCGGUGAUCAUUCUGGAUAUUCCGGAUGAGCCGAUGGAUGGAAUGGAGACUGGGAAAGGACUCGCAGGCAAAGAGUGGGACAGUAUAAGGAACCAUGAGGAGAUGAGUGAUGCCCUGAAUCCACAUCUUCCAUACAGCGUCUGUCAAGAUUCUGCACGACAGAUCAUCUCACCCCUCUUGUCCAAUCAGUUAACAGAGGAGCGUACCGGCCAUCAAACUGACUCAGCAUGUUUACCAACAGAAGAUUGGGAGCCAUCGGUCCAUCCCAGUAGAGAUUCCUCAUCAGAUAUGAUCUGCGAAUCCAGAAAUGACACCCAACAUAAUACUUUAUCAAACAAGUCACAUCCAAUCGGUAUUUCGGAUAACAGGCUUUCCGUGGGUAAAUCUGAGGAAAAUCAACAGACCGUCGGUGUCACUUCCCCUGGUCUGCCUGAUGAUGUGGAGCCAGUGGUGUUCUGCCUGGACGAUGGGCUGACCAGUGCAAGUUACCGACAGGUGGAGAUUGUAGCUAACCAGACGGUGAGUCCGGUUCACAGUGACUCGGGGGUGUCCUGUUCCUCACACAGCGACACGCAGUCUGAAGAGAGGAAGACGGAGAACGUGCUGGCUCCAGUCAGGGAGCCGGCCGAGGAGCUCAUCCCAGAGAGCUCGUCUUCCAGGGGUCUGUCCAGCCGCACCACUGGCUUGGUGUCUGAGUCUUCUUCUGGGAAUGCAGGGGAGAUCACAGCCAGUGCCACUGAAUAUCUACAGCCGAAUCAUGGGAUGCCUCAGCAAGCUGUUGUCAGACCAAAGCCAUUAGGGGGAAUCACACCUGUCUCUUCUCACAAUGGACACAGUCAGAGUGAGUUUGUAUGUGAUUUGAUUCCUCCAGUGCUUUGGCAAGACUCUUCAAAUUCAGCUAUGAUGUCAGAGGCGGCUAUUCCUGACACAAGUCACAGCAGUGAUUACAGCGAUUACAAAACGUAUUUAGAAAUGUCUGUGCCUACCCUCGUCGAAGAUCAUUCUUCCGGUACCACGUCGGAUCCCACUGGAGCAACGAAUCAGUCAGGUUCUAAUGCUAAGGCAAGCUCCCAGACUGAAUCAGGCAAGGAACCAUCUGCAGUGAAACAGCCGGCCGAGGUUCAUUCUCAGGGCCCAGGUUGUACCCCUGCAGAAGCUGAGUCUGAGGCAGGAUCGACAACACAGACAGACGAAAACAACCACCGACCGAGAUCACCUGAGAACGGCCUCUCCUCAGGGCCUCCACUGAAUGGGUCAGAACCUGGCCUAGGAUCAGAAAGAAGAUGGAAUGUAAGGGGUCAGGAAUCACAUCCAACACAAACUGGGUGUAGCCCCUUAGAGGAAUCCCUACUGAAGACUAACAAUACCUACCCAGAAUCCUCUAGUGCAUCUGACGGUGCUGCGGCCCCAGCCUUAGUCCUCUACGACGCUGUGCGGUCUGGCCUGGACGAGCUGGUGAAGAUGAGGGUGGAGGGGGCAGAUGUGGGAGACCUGCAGAAGGCAGAGAACCAGGCAGUGGAGGACAUCAUCAGUGUGAUCCAGACCAUUCCCCACCCCCCAGGGAGAACAGGCCCCGACCAGGGACCAGCACCUCCAGGCCUCCAGGGACCUCCAGACAUCCAGGGACCUCCAGGCCUCCAGGCAUCUCCAGGCCUCCAGGCACCCCCAGGCCUCCAGGCACCCCCAGGCCUCCAGGCACCUCCAGACAUCCAGGCACCCCCAGGCCUCCAGGCACCUCCAGGCAUCCAGGCACCCCCAGGCCUCCAGGCACCCCCAGGCCUCCAGGCACCCCCAGGCCUCCUGGAGAACAGCAGACCAGAUCUCCUCGUGGACGCGCUGAAGCAGGAAGCUCCACACUCCCCUGAGAGCAAGGACUCUCCUGAAGGCCCGGAGAGGACCAGGUCCCACAUCCAGUCUCAGUUGCUGCAGGUGAUCCAGAACGUGUCCUCCGGUCAGGACCCAGAGGUUCUGCGGGAGGUCAUGGAGACCCUGACCAGUAUGAUGGGCGGAGGGCCACAGGAGGACAGGCAGGGCUGCCGUCUGGAGAGCAUCCAGGAGGAGAGCUCCGAGGAGGAGGCUGAAGGAGCGACAGAGGCAGAGAAGCCAGACCUCUGCCACUCUGCCCUGGAGGACCGGCGGGCGCGCGCUGCUACUGGCUCCAGUAUGAGGAAAGCUGAGGGGAUUGAAGCUGAAGUCAAGCCACAGUGUUCCACUCAGGAUUAUCUGGAGUGUGUGGGCAGACUCCAGGAUCACGGAGAUGCCUUAGAGGACAUCAAGAAUGACCUUUUGACCCAGGGUCCUCUAACUAGCUACAUGGAGGAGUUAGUGGGUCAGCUGGGAGAAUCUCAGUCACUGGAAUCGAAUCUGUCCGCGCUGGCUGGUGUUCUAAAUACAGACCUGCAGCUAGCCAGGCAGCUGUUGCACUGCAGUAAUGAAAUGGUACCCUCACAAAUCCACCAAGACUUGGCCUCAGCCUUCAUUGAUUUGCAGCCAGCUUUCACAGACGUUUGCCGAAUCUCUGCAGAAAGGACUUAUGUUCUGACACAGGCUAUUGAAAUAGAAAAGGCCCAUCUGGAGUCCACGUACCAGGAUCUGCUCUGUACGCUUGAAACCCUCUCAGGGUGUAUCUGUGAUAACCCUGAAAUUGUCUGCAAUCUGGAUGCGAAGGACACAUGUGACCUGGACACAGUGAAACACAUGAUCGAGCAGAACAGGAACACUGAGGGAAGGCUGUCAGGGUUCCGGCGGCAGCUGGAGGAAGUAGCGUUCGACAUCCAGUACUUCAUAUCUGAGCAUGCCCAGUUUCUCAGCCCUGCCCAGAGCCGGCACCUCCUCAAGACUCUCAGCGCCACCCAGAGGGCACUGAGGGAACAGCAGGGGGUGGUGGCGGACCAGACCUGCACCCUGGAGCACGUCCUGAGGGCUAGGGAGAAGCAGAGUCUGCAGAAGUGCGUGGUGGAGAAGCAGCUGGAGCUGCAGGGGAAGCUUCAGGAGCUGUGCGACGGCCUGACCCUGACAGAGAACCGCCUGAUCGGGCACCAGCAGCAGACCUGCGGGGCGGAGAGGGGCACUGACCUGCAGCAGUGUCAACAAGAGCAGCAGGCUUUGCAGAAGGAUGUUCAGACCAACACCACUGCGCUGAAUGAUGUCAUCUCCAGCACGAAGACCUUCCUGGAGGAGAACCGGAGCAAGCUGAACCCGGAGCAGACCUCGGCCAUAGAGAGGAAGCUGGAGGAGGUCAAGAGCAAAGCCAAACUCAUCAGUCAGCGGGCGGAAGACUCCAGGAAAGACCUGGAGAAGGUGGUGACCACUGCCAUCAAACAGGAGACCGAGAAGGUGGCAGCAGAGGAGCAGCUUCAGGAGAGCAGGAACAAGAUCGAAGGCCUGCUGGGCUGGAUCUCCACCAUCGGCUCUGAGAAGGACAGCAUCCAGGACCAGACAGACAACGACGGCAAGCAGAACGGCAACACGCCGCUGGAGCCUCCUGCCAAGGGCAUGAUGGGAAAUGACAAUGAUGCCAACGGGAAUGUAGCCAGGACAGAUAACGACUCCCAGGGGAACGUGCCGGAAAGCUCCUCCUCGGGCGAUGGCCUGGAGCAGCAGUACGACAGGAUCAAGGCCCGUCAUGAUGAGAUGGUGGGCCAGCAGCAGGCUCUGAUCCAGGCCACCCAGGCAGCCGAGGCCCUGCUGCAGCGCCAGGCCCAGGUGCUGGCCCCUGGGGAGAAGGACAAGCUGCAGAAGAACAUCCAGGAUCUCAGGGAGCGCUACGACGCCUCGCUCACCCAGGCUGAGCAGCAGAUGAAGCAGGUGCAGUGUGUCCAGGAGGAGCUGGGGAGGUUCCAGGGGGAUUGUGAGGAGUUUGAGUCCUGGCUCCGGGACGCGGAGGGGGAGGUGCAGGCGCUGGGGGCUCCUGCAGGCUGCCUGGACACCCUGAAGGGCAAGCUGGACCGACAGAAGAGCUUCUCCGAGGACGUGAUCUCCCACAAGGGGGACCUGCGCUUCAUCACCAUCUCAGGACAGAAGGUUCUGGAUGUGGCCAGGGCGUGCGGGAGGCCGGAGCUGGGGGAGACGGAUUCCCCGCUGCAGGUGGAUACUUCCGGAACCUGCUCCGCUGUGAAGGACAAGCUGGAUGCUGCUGCGAGCCGCUACAAAGCCCUGCAUUCCCAGUGCAACCAGUUGGGUAGCAACCUGAAGGAUGUUGUGGAGAAGUAUCAGAAGUACGAGGAUUCUUCUUCAGAGCUCCACAAGUGGCUGGGCGUGUCUGAGGAGGAGUCCAGGACACAGCAGGCCCAGCCCAUCGCUGCAGACCCACAGACACUGCAGAAACAGCUGGAGGACACCAAGGCUCUCCAAGGUCAAACCACGGGUCGCCAGAUCGCCGUGGAGAUGCUGUGCAAAACUGCUGAUUCGCUGAUCACCUCGGAGGGGGAGCUUUUAUCCAAUCAGGAUGAGAUCCAGGAGACAGUAGCCGACAUCUCUGAGAGGUACGACAACCUGUCCAAGGGCGUGAGCGACCGGAACCAGAAGCUCCAGGGGAUGCUGACCCGCUCUCUGAGCGUGCAGGACGGGCUGGACGAGAUGCUGGGCUGGAUGGAGGGGGUGGAGAGGAGCCUGGGGGAGGACGGCCGCGUGCCUCUGGACUCUGGGGCCAUCGGGGACGCGCUCAGCAAGGAAACGACUCUGGCCCAGGACAUCUGCAGUCGCCAGAGCAGCGUGGACGCCAUGAAGGCCAAGGUGAAGAAGUUCGAAGAGACGGCGGACCCGUCGGCGGCCGCGUCCAUGCAGAGCAAGAUGGCCGCCCUGACGCAGCGCUUCUCCUCCGCCCGGGAGCAGCACCGGCAGAAGACGGCCCGGCUGGAGCAGCACAGGGACAAGGUGGAGGAGUUUGAGAGGGCUCAGGAGAAGGUGCAGAGCUUUGUGGCCAAGCGCUCGCAGGAGCUGCUGGAAACGGACGGGCCGGGGAGGAACGUCCACGAGCUGUCCCAGCUGAUGGAGGACACCAACGCAGAACUGUCUGAGCAUGCCCAGGACGUGGAGAGGCUGCAGAGGCUGGCCUCGGAGCUGGCCGUCCUGGGGCCCCAGGGCAGCCAGGACCACAUCCACGCCAAGGUGGACGCCCUCGCCAACACCUUCAACGCCUUCAAGGACACCGUGAGAGAAAAAGAGGAGGAAGUGACAUCAUGCCAGGACCAGCUGGGCGAGUUCAGGUCGGCAGCCUCGGCCCUCAGGAUCUGGUUGGGGGAGACGGUGGAGAAGCUUCCUGCUCUCCAGCCAACCAGCAGCCAGCAGAGCCUGGCAAGGGACCUCCAGGAAGUGAACGGCUUGCUGGAGGAGUGGGACUCCAAGGGGCCUGCAGUCCAGGACAUAAACACCAAGGGAUCUGCCCUCUGUACCCUCAUCAGUGUUCUCACAUCUCCUGCCAAAAGCAAGAGCAAGACGUCACACAAGUCAGCUGUUACUAACGGUAACGGUGGAGGGUCUGGAAGCCACGCCUACCUAACCAAUAAAGAGCUGAUGGUGGUGCAGCAGGACAUGACCUCCAUCAACGAGGGCUACGGGGCUCUGGGCCAGAGGCUGAGGAGCCGUGCAGCUGAGCUGGGAGGCCUGGCGCAGCAGGUCCAGGAGGCCCAGCAAGAGGCCCAGGACAUGAUCGUCUGGCUGAGGGACGCCAAGAGCAGCGCGGACGCCUGGACGGCCGGGGCCGCGGAGAAGCAGUCGGUGAAGAUGCAGCUGGAGCAGCAGAAGGCCUUGGAGGAAGACGUCGCUCGGAAGAAGGAACACCUUCAGAGCCUGAGGGAGAAGCUGCACCAGCUGAUAGAGAAGCAUCCGGACUCGCCCGAAGCUGCCCAGUGGAAGCAGAUGCUGGCACAGAUAGAUGCGGGUUGGGCGGAGGUGAGCGACUGCGUGGCGGACAGGAAGCAGACCCUGGAGCGGUCCAGCAGGAACGUGGAGGUGUUCCAGAGCUCCGAGCCGCAGCUUCGCCAGUGGCUGUCUGAGAAGGAGUUGAUGAUGAAGGUGCUGGGACCGGUGUCUGUGGACCCCAACAUGCUCAACACACAGAAACAGCAAGUCCAGAUCCUCCAGAACGAGUUUGAGAGCCGCAGGCCCCAGUACGAGCAGCUCACCCAGGCUGCCUCCUCCCUCCUGGGAUCCACCGCCCAGGAGGACCCCCCCGGAGCCAAGCAGGUCAGGGAGCAGCUGGCCGCCGUCACCCACAAGUGGCAGGGCCUGACCGGGCAGCUGGGCCAGCGAGCUGGCCUGAUCGACCAGGCGGUGGGGAAGUCGGGCCGCUUCCAGGAGCUUCUGAGAAGCCUGGGCGAGAGCGCCGCCCUGCUGGAGGGUCGCCUGAGCGGCCAGCAGGCCCUCAGCUCCCAGCCCGACGUGGUGAAGCAGCAGCUGGAGGAGGCCGGCGCCAUCUCUGCCCAGCUGAGGGAGGAGAGGAAGAGGCUGAGGGAGGCCGAGGGCCUGUGCUCAGAACUGGCCGGCCUGGUGACUGAGGAGUACCUCAGGGCAGACUUGACCAGGCAGCUAGAGAGUGUCACCAAGCCCUUCAAACAGCUGGACGACAAAACAGGGAAGCGAAUCCAGCAGCUCAACUCAGCCUUCGCCAGCUCCCAGCAGUUCCACCAGACCUCCAAAGACUUCCAGGCCUGGCUGGACCAGCAGAUCCAGGAACAGGCCAAGCCCCAGACUGUCUCAGCCAGGGCCGAGGCCCUCCGCCUGGGCUUGGAGGAGCACAGCGCCCUCCAGAUGGUCCUGAAGAACCAGGAGGAGCCUUACUGCACCCUGGUGAGGGAGGGCGAGACCUUGCUCCAGACCACGGACGGUGCAGAGAAGGUGGCUCUGCAGGGCCAGCUCUCCGCCCUGCGCUCCAACUGGGAAGAGGUGAAGAAGAGCUCUGGAGACCGAGCGGACAAGCUCCACACGGCUCUGCAGAGGGCCCAGAAGUACCAGGAGCAUGCCGAGAAGCUGAGCUCCUGGGUGCAGGAGUGCCAGGCCAGGCAGGGCCUGGUCCGGCUCAGCUGCGACCUCGCCGAGGCGGAGGGCUCCAUCUCCCAGCUGAAGGCCAUCCAGAAGGACGUGGACAAACACCAGGGCAAGCUGGAGCAGCUGAGCGCCGACGCCGACGACCUCCUGGAGGUGGCCAACGCCGACACGGACGCCGUCCGGGAGGAGAGGGCGGCGAUCGUCCGCGGCGUGGACAAGGUGACGGAGGAGCUGCAGAGCAAGAGGGAGUCCCUGGAGAAGAUCUCCCAGAGGGUCCGAGAGUUCCAGGACACUCAGAGAGAGGCCAGGGCUCACCUGGACGGGGCCAAGAAGCAGCUGGACAGCCACGCCUCGCUGGGCGUCCAGGCCUACAGCAACAAGAACCUGACCAGCAUGAAGGCCAAGCAGGGCAGCCUGGGCACCGUGCAGGGCCAGGUGGAGCACCUGAAAAGCCUGGCCCAGGGCCUCGUGGUGGAGGUCCCGGAGGCUGAGGGGGUCACGGACCUGCUCCUGCAGGCCGACAGCCUGGAGAAGGAGCACUCGUCGCUCGGCAAAGACGUGGACCACGCCUGCUCCGCCAUGGAGGCCAAGCUCCAGGGCAUCGGCCAGUUCCAGAGCAGCAUCCGCGAGAUGUUCGCCCGCUUCUCCGACCUGGACGACGAGCUGGACGGCCUGGUGCCUGUGGCCCGCGACCGGGGCGCCCUGAGGGAGCAGCGAGACGCCGUCCAGGACUUCCUUGCCAAGCUCCGGGAGCUGAUGACCAACACGGACAACGCCGGCGACAGCUGCAGGAAGAUGAUGGAGGCCGAGGCCUCGCCAGACCUGUUGGGGCUGAAGAGGGAUCUGGACGCCCUGAGCAAGCAGUGCAGCAAGCUGCAGGAGAGGGCCAGGGGCAGGGCUGGGCAGGUGGACAGCACCCUGGCCAAGCUGGAGGAGCUCUACUCCAACCUGCAGCAGUUCAAGCUGAGGCUGGGAGAGGCGGAAGGCAAGGAGGACUCGCAGGGGGUCGUCGGCAUGGAGACGGAGGUCAUCAACCAGCAGCUGGAAGCCUUCAAGGUUUUCCAGAAGGAGGAGAUCGAGCCCCUGCAGGCGCAGCUUCAAGACAUCAACUCUGCCGGCCAGGCCCUGAUCCACAACGCAGGCAACGGCACCAGCACUAGGACCCUGGAGGAUGACCUGGAGGAGGCCAGCACACGCUGGAACACUCUCAGCAAAAAGAUCGCGGAGCGCUCGGCGCAGCUGCACGAGGCCUUGUUGCAUUGUGGGAGGUUCCAAGACGCCCUGGAGUCGCUGCUCAGCUGGCUGAGCGACACGGAGGAGCUGGUGGCCAAUCAGAAGCCUCCGUCGGCCGAGUUCAAAGUGGUCAAGGCCCAGAUUCAGGAGCAGAGACUGCUCCAGAGGCUCCUGGACGAGCGCAGGCCCACGGUGGAGCUGAUCCGCAGGGAGGGGGAGAAGGUCGUGGAGCUGGCUGAGUCCGUGGACAAGGAGAAGGUCCGGGAGCAGGUGGAGUGCCUGGGCAGGAGGUGGGAUGGACUGCUGAAGAAGGCCGAGGGAAGGCUGAAGCAGCUGCAGAGCGUCCUGGUGGUGGCGCAGCAGUUCCACGAGGCCAUGGAGCCGCUCUCCGAUUGGCUGAGCGCCGCCGAGAAACGCCUGGCCAACUCGGAGCCCAUGGGCACCCAGACGUCCAAACUGCAGGAGCAGAUCGGCCAGCACAAGGCCUGGGAGGAGGACAUUGUGGCCCACAGUAAGGACGUGUACCAGGGCGUGAGCCUGGGCCAGAGGCUCCGAGCCGUCUGCUCCGGGGACGACAAGGAGCUGGUCCAGGCCCGGCUGGACGCCACCCAGGCUGGCUACCUGGAGCUCCAGGGGAGGAGCCGGAAGAAGGCUGAGAUGCUCCAGCAGGCUCUGGCCAACGCCCAGCUGUUCGGGGAGGACGAGGUGGCCCUCAUGAACUGGCUGAGUGAAUCCCAGGCCAGGCUGGGCCAGGUGUCCGUGCAGGACUACAAGACCGACGUGCUGGAGAAGCAGCGAGCGGAACAGCUGGUGUUCCAUGAAGACAUUGAGCUCCGGAAGCAGAACGUGGACCAGGCCAUCUCUAACGGGAUGGAACUGCUCAAACAGACCACAGGUGACGAGGUGGUGGUGAUCCAGGGCAAGCUGGACGGCAUCAAGACCCGCUACGCUGAGAUCAGCUCCAUGAGCAGCUCUGUGUCCAGGACCCUGGAGCAGGCCCUGGGCCUGGCCUCCCAGGUGGACCGCACCCACCAGGAGCUCAGCUGCUGGCUGGACGCUGUGGAGGCGGAGCUCAGGGCCCUGGCUGCCCCGGAGCCUGGUGGGGGUCAGCUCAGCCAGGCACAGGCCCGACAGAAGGUGCUGCUGAAGGAGGCAGGGGCUCAGAAGCCCAAGCUGGACUGUCUGAACGAGGUGAGCAGCUCUUUGCUGGAGCUGGUGCCAUGGAGGGCCCGCGAGGGGCUGGACCGCCUGGUCACCGACGACAACGAGCGCUACCGCGCCGCCAGCGACACGCUCGGCCAGCGCGUUCAGCAGCUUGACGCCGCCAUCCUCAAGUCACAGCAGUUCGAGGAGGCUGCUGCUGCGGAACAGGUCUGGCUGAACGAGGCCGAGGAGAGGCUGGGGUCCGCGGGGGACAUCAGGCUGGAGCUGGACCAGACCGUCCUCCAGCUGCAAGCCCAGAAGGCCUUCUCUAUGGACAUUAUGAGGCACAAAGAUGCUGUCGACCAGAUCGUCAAGACGGGAGAAGCCAUCAUGGACAGCAAGGACCAGGAAGAGAAGCUCGUCCUCAAGGCUAAGGUCCAGGCCCUGCUGGAGAAGUACGGGGCGGUCAGCCAGCUGAACUCGGAGCGCUGCCUGCAGCUGGAGCGUGCCCAGUCCCUGGCCAGCCAGUUCUGGGAGACGUAUGAGGAGCUGUGGCCCUGGCUCCAGGACGCCCGCGCCUCCUUCCUCCAGCUGCCCCUGCCCGCCAUCGAGUACGAGGCUCUGCGUCAGCAGCAGGAGGAGCUGAGGCAAAUGCGUGAGCUGAUAGCGGAGCACAAGCCCCACAUCGACAAGAUGAACAAGACAGGGAGCCAGCUGCUGGAGCUGAGCCCCGCAGAGGGGCUUCCUGUCCAGGACAAGUACACCACCACGGACCGGCUGUACUCCCAGCUGAAGGCUGACGUCAAGCACAGGGCCUCCACCUUGGAUGAGGCCAUCUCCAAGUCCACCCAGUUCCACGACAAGAUCGACCCGAUGAUGGAGUCCCUGGAGCGGAUGGCAGAGCGCCUGCGCCAGCCCCCUUCCAUCUCUGUGGAGGUGGAGAAGAUCCGGGAGCAGAUCUCCGAGAACAAGGCUGUGACCAUGGAGUUGGAGAAGCUGCAGCCGUCCUUCGAGACGCUGAAGCAGCGCGGCGAGGAGAUGAUCGCCCGGUCGGAGGGCGCCGACAAGGACAUCUCAGCUAAAGCGGUCCAAGACAAGCUGGAUCAGAUGGUGUUCCUGUGGAGCAACAUCCAGGCCCUGGUGGAGGAGCGGGAGGCCAAGCUGCUGGACGUGAUGGACCUGGCCGACAAGUUCUGGUGCGACCACUGCGCCCUCAUCGUCACCAUCAAGGACACCCAGGACCUCCUCCGAGAGCAGGAGGAGCCUGGAGUCGACCCCUCUGUGGUGAAGCAGCAGCAGGAGGCCCUGGAGACGUUCAAAGAGGAGAUUGACGGGUUGCAGGAGGAGCUGGACGUGGUACAGAACCUGGGGGCGGAGCUUAUGGCGGCGUGCGGCGAGCCGGACAAGCCUGUGAUCAAGAAGAGCAUGGACGAGGUGAACUCUGCGUGGGAGACCCUGGACAAGAGCUGGAAGGAGAGGCUGGACAGACUGGAGGAGGCCAUGCAGGCGGCUGUGCAGUUCCAGGAUGGCCUGCAGGGUAUGUUCGACUGGGUGGAUAUUGUGGAGAGCAAGCUGGACUCGAUGUCUCCAGUGGGGACCGACCUGCAGACUGUCAAGCAGCAGAUAGAUGAGCUCAAGGAGUUCAAGAGCGAGGCGUACCAGCUGCAGAUCGAGAUGGAGCGUCUGAGCCACCAGGCGGGGCUGCUUUUGAGGAAGGUGACGGAGGAGGGAGACCGUCUGGCCAUCCAGGAGCCGGUAGCCGAGCUGAAGAUGCUCUGGGCCAGCCUGGACGAGAAGAUCAUCCACCGACAGCACAAGAUGGAGGGAGCACUGCUGGCGCUGGGCCAGUUCCAGCACGCCCUGGACGAGCUGCUGGCCUGGAUGAGUCACACGGAGGAGCUGCUGGCCGAGCAGAGACAGGCCACUGGAGAGCCCAAGGCCAUCGAGAUCGAGCUGGCCAAGCACCACGUCCUCCAGAACGACGUGCUGGCCCACACCAGCACGGUGGAGGCUGUGAACAGGGCCGGGGCCGACCUGGUGGCCUCCAGCGAGGGGGAGGAGGCCUCGGGCCUGCAGAGCAGGCUGGAGAGCCUGGGGCUGCGCUGGAGGGGCAUCCUGGAGAAGACGGAGCACCGCAGGCAGCAGCUGGACAGCGCCCUGCUGCAGGCCCAAGGUUUCCAUGGCGAGAUCGAAGACAUGCAGCACUGGCUGAAAGACAUGGAGCGUCAGCUGGGGGCCUCCAAGGCGGUGGGGGGGCUCCCAGACACGGCCCGCCAGCAGCUCCACGCCCAUCUGGAGCUGUGCUCGGCCCUGGAUGCUAAGGAGGUGCUGUACCGGGAGCUGAAGGCCCGGGGCAUGCAGCUGCUCACCUCCAGCCCCUCGGGGCGGGACAGCAGCACCGAGUCCCACCUGGCCAGCCUGGAGGAGCGCUGGGACGGAGUCCACGCCAAGGUGGCCGACAGGAAGGUGAAACUGGAGGAAGCCCUGGGUCUGGCCACAGAUUUCCAUGACAACCUGCAGGACUUCAUCAACUGGCUGACUCAGUCAGAGCAGACCCUGACCAUGGCCUCUCCUGCCUCUCUCAUCCUGGAGACCAUCAUGUUCCAGAUCGACGAGCACAAGGUGUUUGUCACUGAGGUGAACUCCCACAGAGAUCAGAUCAUGGAGCUGGACAAGACUGGGACACACCUGAAGUACUUCAGCCAGAAGCAGGACGUGGUUCUGAUCAGGAACCUGCUGCUCAGCGUGCAGGGCCGCUGGGAGAAGCUGCUGCAGAGGUCCGUGGAGAGAGGCCGUCUCCUGGACGACGCCAGGAAGAGGGCCAAGCAGUUCCAUGAGACCUGGAACAAGCUGAUGGAAUGGCUGGAUGAGUCGGAGAAAGCUCUGGACUCUGAACUGGAAAUAGCCAACGACCCUGACAAGAUUAAGACACAGCUGGUCCAGCACAAGGAGUUCCAGAAGACUCUGGGCAGCAAACACUCGGUGUACGACACCACCAGCCGGACGGGCCGCGCCCUGAAGGACAAGACGUCGCUGCAGGACGACCGGCAGAGGCUGGACGACACGCUGAGCGAGCUCAGAGACAAGUGGGACACGGUCUGUGGCAAGUCUGUGGAGAGACAGAACAAGCUGGAGGAGGCGCUGCUGUUCUCGGGCCAGUUCACAGAGGCCCUGCAGGCGCUCAUAGACUGGCUGUACAAGGUGGAGCCACAGCUGGCUGACGACCAGCCAGUCCACGGAGACAUCGACCUCGUCCUCAACCUCAUGGACAACCACAAGGUGUUCCAGAAGGAGCUGGGGAAGAGGACGGCCAGCGUGCAGGCCCUGAAGCGCUCGGCCAGGGACCUGGUGGACGGCAGCCACGACGACGCCGCCUGGGUCAGGGUGCAGAUGAGGGAGCUGGGCACUCGCUGGGACACCGUGUGCUCUCUGUCCGUGUCCAAGCAGAAGCGACUGGAGCAGGCCCUCUCGCAGGCGGAGGAGUUCCACUCCACGGUUCACAUCCUGCUGGAGUGGCUGGCCGAGGCAGAGCAGGGCCUGCGUUUCCAUGGCAGCCUGCCCGACGACGAGGAGGCGCUGUGUGCUCUGAUAGAGCAGCACAAGGACUUCAUGAAGAAGCAGGAAGAGAAGGCAGCAGAGCUGAACAAAGCCACCAGCAUGGGUGAAGCCAUCUUGACCAUCUGUCACCCAGACUCCAUCACCACCAUCAAGCACUGGAACACCAUCAUCAAAGCACGCUUCGAAGAGGUGCAGGCGUGGGCCAGGCAGCACCAGCAGCGCAUGGCGGGGGCUCUGUCGGAGCUGCGGGCCGUGCAGGAGCUUCUGGAGGGCCUGCUGGCCUGGCUGCAGUGGGCCCACAGCAGCCUGGAGCUCCAGGACACUGAGCCGCUGCCCCAGGAGAUAGGGCAGGUCAAGGCCCUUAUCGCCCAGCACCAGACCUUCAUGGAGGAGAUGACCCAGAAGCAGCCGGACGUGGACAAGAUCACCAAGACCCACAAGAGGAAAGCGGAGCCUCAAGGCCAAUCCCACAUCCCCGUCCUGGAGAAAGGAAAAACCCCAAGAAAGCGCUCCCCCACCCAGGCCCUGUACCAGUCUGCCACGCAGCCCCCCAUUGAGACCAAGAACCCGCAGGUCAACCUCCUGGUCAGCAGGUGGCAGCAGGUGUGGCUUCUGGCGCUGGACCGGCGGAGGAAACUCAACGACGCCCUGGACCGCCUGGAGGAGUUGAAGGAGUUUGCCAACUUUGACUUUGACGUGUGGCGUAAGCGCUACAUGCGCUGGAUGAACCACAAGAAGUCCCGGGUCAUGGACUUCUUCAGGCGCAUCGACAAGGACCAGGACGGCAAGGUCACCAGGCAGGAAUUCAUCGAGGGCAUCCUCUCAUCCAAAUUCCCUACCAGCCGCCUGGAGAUGAGUGCGGUGGCGGACAUCUUUGACCGUGACGGAGACGGCUACAUCGACUAUUAUGAGUUUGUGGCUGCUCUGCACCCAAACAAGGAUGCCUACAAACCUUUGACCGACGCUGACAAGAUUGAAGACGAGGUGACACGUCAAGUAGCAAAAUGCAAAUGUCCUAAACGAUUCCAGGUUGAGCAAAUUGGUGCCAACAAAUAUCGGUUCUACCUCGGAAACCAGUUUGGUCAGGUACACUGCUUACAUGACUCCUUAGUGACGGAUGACAAUAUAGCAAACAGGGACAGUCAGAACCUUACCCCUCAUCUACACGUUGCCGUUUUGGAAGGCUGUAUUCUGUUCGGAGACUCCCAGCAGCUUCGUCUGGUCCGGAUCCUGCGGAGCACGGUGAUGGUGCGGGUGGGCGGAGGCUGGAUGGCCCUGGACGAGUUCCUGGUGAAAAAUGAUCCGUGCCGAGUGCACCACCACGGGAGUAAAAUGUUGCGCUCGGAAUCAAACUCCUCAAUUACUCAGUCUCCUCUAGGUUGGCAAAUCUCACACUUUCUCACCUUGCUCCAUGAACCCAGUGCUAAAGGCAGGACCAACAUGGAGCUGAGAGAGAAGUUCAUCCUCCCAGAAGGCACCACCCAGGUCAUGGCCAGCUUCCGCUACCGGGGGCGGAGGUCGCGACCCUCGUCCCGGGCCGCCUCGCCCAACAGGUCGAACUCCAGUCACAGCUGUCCGGCUCCGCCUAUCCCGGUGCAGCCUCAGUCCAGCACGCCCAAGACCUCCCAACACAAGCACACCCGCAAUUAUGAUAAACCCUGGCUGGCAAACAGCAAGCCCUCCGGUCCUCUUAAAUCUUCCGACUCGUUUGACAGCCAAGGCUCGUCUUCAGAGAGCACGCCCAUAGCUGGCAGCAAGCUCCGUCUCCCUGGUUACCUGUCGGGCAAGAGCUUCCAGUCGGGUGAGGAGGGCUCCCUGAUCAACGCUGCAGUGAUGAAGGCCAGAUCACAGGCCUUAGGCGACCACAGGAAGCUGCACAGCCGACCAGGAAGCAAGGCUGGCAGCCGAGGAAGCAGCAGGAGGGGGAGCGACGCGUCCGACUUCGACAUCUCAGACAUCCAAUCGGUGUGCUCCGACACGUCGGAGACGGUGGGCGACACCUCCCGGGCCACGCCCCGCUCCGCCUCCCGGCAACACGGGGGCAAACCCUCCAAGAUUCCCACACCACAGAGGAAGACGACCUCCAGCAAACUGGCCAAGAGCUCCAAGAGAUAGUCAGGAAGUCAGGGAACUACAGCCCAGUCUGAGAACUUCAACUACGGAAGCCUGGAAGGAUUGGCGCUUCGCGGACACAGUGACGUGUUCAAGACACACACAGACGGACACUAGAGACUGCUAACGUGCUGAUUAUUAUUAUUAUUUAAAAGUGUUAUGAAGAUGUAAAAUAUGUCCGCGAGAAGAUAUGGUUUAAUAUGACGUGAGAAUGGAAUGUCCUUAGGCCUUGUGUAUUUGUCUUAAUGUAUUUAAGUUCAUGUGAAUAAUGUCAAAAUUACUAUUAUUAUUAUUUUAUUUCAUUUUGUUGAUGACAAACCUGGAUAGGUUCAUAAGAACAAAAGAGGAAAAAAAUACUAUGGAGAAGACUGUACAAUGUAUGGGAAACUAACCUUUUUUUACACACUAAUGAAUGGUGAGGUUUGGUCUGGACAGCUCUGAGAGUUACUGAAUGUACUGUAGUAAUGUCUGUAUGUUGACUCAUGGCUGAGUCCUCUCUACUAUCGUAUCUAUUUAAAGUGCAAUGAUGAUAUACUGUAUCUACUGCCGUCAUGCUUGAACUGGGCAAUAUGCACCACAUACUAAACUCAACAUAGUAAACACUGCUCAAAUCAUGUCAAAGAAAACCUACAACUGUUUAUUAGAGCUCACGCAGAAAACCCCUGACUAUAAUCUAGGCUUCAACGUCCUGUUCUUCCUUAGCAGACCUGCACUUCCUGUUUAGUUUGGGUCACCUGACAGCGAUGUGCACCAUUGAUUGGACAGGUUGCCCUCUCAGCCUUUGGUAGACAUUCUGUAGAGCGUCCAUGUCAGUGUUUGGUUCAUUUUGCUGGAGUGGAACGGAUUACUGUAACUUUUUUGUAAUAAAUCUGCUUGCAGAAAGCUCCUAUGAACACA
This is a messenger RNA of Hypomesus transpacificus, 24889 nucleotides long. It is a transcript of the gene dst, whose product is annotated as dystonin. Lineage: Eukaryota; Metazoa; Chordata; Actinopteri; Osmeriformes; Osmeridae. The coding region runs from base 641 to 23995 and encodes 7784 amino acids. The record is from RefSeq and is a predicted model, not a curated record. Gene Ontology annotation, cellular component: cytoskeleton; hemidesmosome; intermediate filament. The transcript is spliced from 99 exons. Gene Ontology annotation, molecular function: microtubule binding; structural molecule activity; calcium ion binding. Gene Ontology annotation, biological process: intermediate filament cytoskeleton organization; cytoplasmic microtubule organization; wound healing.